Messenger RNA from Botrytis porri, 2362 nucleotides. RefSeq lists its product as uncharacterized. The record is from RefSeq and is a predicted model, not a curated record. NCBI's taxonomy places the organism in Eukaryota, Fungi, Ascomycota, Leotiomycetes, Helotiales, Sclerotiniaceae. Bases 232 to 2088 code for a protein of 618 amino acids. Gene Ontology annotation, biological process: regulation of transcription by RNA polymerase II. Gene Ontology annotation, cellular component: mediator complex. Gene Ontology annotation, molecular function: transcription coregulator activity. The transcript is spliced from 2 exons.
CUCCCACAUUGCAUCGCAUCGCAUAAUUGCAAACUGUACUUAUAUAUUUUUAUCCAAGAUGGAAGGUACGCAGCAGACUACAGCUGCUUUGAUUGGUAAGUGGCUACUAUUUAUUUACAACUCUCAUGAUUUCAACACAAUCAAUCAUCGACUUGAUCAAUCAAUACAAUCACCAUCUCGACAGCGACCAGAACGAAUUUGAUAAUACAGCAAACGCGGCUCAUAUUCAACAUGUCUGGUAAUCGCGAUGUUUGGGAUUCUUCUCGCGAUGAAACCAUAGGAACGGUCUCCGGAAAUUCAAAUGCGACUAGCGAUUCCACCAGAAUCAAUGAAGACACUGUCAUGGAUUCCUCAGUUCAUUCUCACCCUGAACUUAUGGGUAGAGCGAUCUCCAGUGAUUCCAUGCAAACCAAUGAAGCUAAUGGCGCCAACUUUCUGCUUUCUCUUGGCAGUGAGCACAUGUCUGCAGCGCCAGCUAGUCAUCCUACAAGUCAUCUCACUGGAAUCCAUGAAUCCAGCGUCACCGAUACAUCGAAUUCUGUUGGCCCUGGGCCAGUUUCUAGCAUGCCCUCCAAUAAUUCCGGCAUGACCAAUUGGUCAAUGGUCUCCGACUCAUCUACGAUUCAAUCUACCGACGCUGUAGCGACUGAGUCUGUGUCGUGGAUACCUGGUCUAGAGAGUGAUGUACACUACUCUGGUGGUCAUCAACUCGGAGUUAUGCCCCAUCAACCCAUUGGCGCUCUAUCUUACGGGCUUAACAUGCCUCCACAAUCCACUGAGUCUACUGGUGGAAAUACAUCAAGCACUAGAUUGCCCUACUACGGAGUUGACAUGCAUCCACUGCUCGUUAAUUCUACUGGCGAAAGUACCUCUAGCGCUUUACCCUACAAUGGGGUUAGCAUGCACCUAAAAUCUCCCAUUGAGUUUGCUGGCGAGAAUAUCACAAACCCCAGCUUGCUUAAUGAAGAUUCAGCAAACGAAGCAGUAGGAUUCGCUGAACCAGUCUCCAACAAUCACAUGCCGCAUCAAGGGGCGGCAACUCUCGGUUUUCCCAGGGAAGUCACAACAGCCAACGAACUAGUUUUCGACAACGGCACGUUGCGCCAAGAGGAUUCUUCUGCACAAAUGACUCAAAACAAUCUACACAUGGAACUAUCCUUAGAUUUUGAAAACAUAUCUAUACCAGGCUUGCUCAACGAAGUCACACCAACCGCGGAACCAGUUUCCAAUGGCGAAACGUUGCGCCAAAAUUAUCCUUAUGCACAAGUGGCUCAAAAUGAUGUGUCCAUGGAAAAUCUUGUUGGCGAUGAGAAUGAAUCAAGGGUUUCCUUGCUCAACGCGUUCGGAGCAAACGAAUUUCAAGAAUUCCCAGAACUCCCAGAAUUACCUGAAGUGGCCUUUGACAAUAGCAUGUUGCAUCAAGAUGAUCCAAUUUCAAACUUGCCCGACGAAGUCACAGCAAAUGAGAUUGCAGAAGUUCCCGAACUAGUCCUUGACAAUGGCAUUUUGUACCAAGAUGAUCCACGCCCUAACUUGCCUAAUAAACUCAUCGCGAUCACCGAGCUAGUUGCUAACAAGGAAGCCGCAUCAAUCACGGGACUAAUCGCCAACAAUGAAAUCAUAGCAGCCACCAAACCAGUUGUCGAGGAUAAAAGACCAAGUCAAAAUGAUCCAGUUCACAAGCACGAAUCUGUUCACAACGAUGGCUCAGCUGAUAACCUAGCCGAAUUACGCAGAUCCAAAGCUGACGAACUUACAGACCGCCAGGAACGUGCUAUCGCUGCUCUCCUUAUCCGUUUUCAGAAUCUUGUUAAGCUUGCUGCAUUACCUACUGAAGAUGCAUUUACGAAGGAGAUUGCAGCUGCAGAGGGAUUGAGAAUGGAGGUUGAGAGUAAUGCCUUAACAAGCGCAGCAGAAGACCUCUUAAAGUUGACUAGAGAAUUGAAGGAGUGUUGGAUUUUUGGGUCAUUGAGAGGAAUCGGCGAAGGAGAAGGUGAUGGAGAAAUGGAGACCGAUUCAAAGAAGGUCGCCGAAUUGAUUGAGAAGCAAUUGGAGAAAAAGCAUGAGCAAGAGAAAAACAAGGCAUAAUUAAGAUUUACACUGAGUAUUUGGCGUUUAAUAUGGGGAACAGGAGUUCACUGGACUGGCUGUCUUACAAUUUAUUCAUUUCCAUGGAGUAUGGGAAGGGUGGUAGAUACCAGGGAUUUUGGUAAGACACUGUAUCAAAAUGCUCCUCUAGAAAGGAUAAACCUGAGGAUAUUAGAAAUGUCUAUUCUUAGUAUUCAUGUAGGUAAAAUUCUUUGAUUUACACUCACAGUAUCUAAAAAUAAUACGAUAGCAAAGAAGGCUACGAAUCUUAGGU